This is a messenger RNA of Thermochaetoides thermophila DSM 1495, 2883 nucleotides long. RefSeq lists its product as uncharacterized. The coding region runs from base 1 to 2883 and encodes 960 amino acids. Lineage: Eukaryota; Fungi; Ascomycota; Sordariomycetes; Sordariales; Chaetomiaceae. The transcript has 4 exons. The record is from RefSeq and is a predicted model, not a curated record.
AUGCCGGUAAGGGAUGGUCGGAACUUUGACCUCCGCAAGGAGGUGGUGCUUGCACAGGCCGCCAAGACGCUGUGCGAAGACCCCGGGGAGCCUUCGCCUCUUUCUGCCCUGGCGGGACUGGAAGAGGACUCUGAGAUCCCGCCGGAAGAGGGUUUCUUUGCCUUGGCUUUCGCGGCCACCAAGGCUGCGAGACAGGCUCCAGUCUUCGGCGUAGAGGAGCUCUCCUUUUCUCUGCCUCGGGGUUUUACUCCCGAGAGCGAGAAAAAGACCUCUCUUGCCCCCGCGGAGGCCGCUGAUGCGGUCUCCACCGCUCGCAAGAACCAGGGAGAUGUCAAUGACAUCGACCAUGCGAUCAACAACCAGGGCCAGCCCGGUCACAAUCUUCGCUUCGAAGACUUGCUGUUUGCUGGUAUGGGUGUUGGGGGCGCAGACUUCGCGGUUCCUGCAUGGCUGAGCAAUGGUAGCGACGCUCAAGUGAGUGGCGUCGCAGGCACCGAGCUCGUGCCUACAUGCUUGAAUUGGCCUGUGGGAGGGCCGAUGAUCGCAGCCGGUCUCCUUCUGGAUGAGCAACUGGUGCCAGUCACUCCUGAGCUGGUGCCCCAGCCGAUGGCGGGUCAGAUACCGUCCAAGAAGAGGGAGUCCCCCAUGGGCAAGUUUUGGCUGGAUUUUGGCUCAGAUGAUGAGCUCGAGCCAGUUGGCCCAAGCACGAUGAACACCCAGUGGAGCGAGCUGACCGACGCGAUGAAGUAUGCAAUCGCAUAUGAUCUCUCGCUUGAGUAUGGCCUAGGCAAUGCAAUUAAAAUUCUCGAGUUGACGCGCGACGAGGGUGUUCAGCUCCUCGAGCUCAUCGUUGCUGAGAGAAGGAAGAUGAUUAGGGCCGCCGAACUCCUCAGGGACGACAAGAUUUUCCUGCCUCACCUGGCGAAGAUGCCAGAGAUUUGGCCAGUCUUCGAGCGCAUCACUAAGCGCGAAGUUCGUGCGGGCAAAGCGUUCCUCAUCUCUAAGGACCUUCGUGCCUUUGCUGAUCGGCUGGAUGAUUGGUACGGAAUCUGCAAGCGCUGGGUCGACAUUCAGUACACCGCGGAAGAGGAAAACGCGAUCCGUGGCCUCGAUGGACUUAGAAACAAUGCUCGGUCGCAACAAAGCAGCAUCGGCACCAGCAACCAGGACCGACUUUCUCAACCGACUUUCAACGCCGCCAUCUCUCAGCUGUCGAUACACCAGCAAGUGAAUGCCGAGGCCUUUGAUCGAGUCGACAUUCCUCCUAGCGCCAUUUACCCGCCGCCCCUAAACCAUCCGGCCAAUGCUCAGCCUGGCAGGAUUUUAGACGAGAAGACGACGUGGCAGCCGCUCGGUACCCAGGGUCACAGGCCCCUUCAUCCCAACAAUUAUGGCUACGCUGCUCCCAGCGGUAGCCGUCAAUCCGUCUUCGACAAAACCCCGCGGCCGGUGAAGGUCGGACUUGAAAGGCAGGACCUUCAGGCGCCCCAACACCUAGACAACUUCGGGUACCUCGUGAUGGGCAUCUCUAUUAGUGGUUAUCAAACGGAGAUUCCUGAUAACGGCAAGCACAACCAAAACAUCAACUACCCGGCUGUCAACCUGAACGAGCCCACCCAUGAGCAGGCUACUCUUGCCUCUCUGGCCAGCGACCCCGUUUUCCAGGCGCAGUCUCCGCCGCCUCAAGGUCUCAAUGCCGAUCUUCAGAACGAGGUCAGCGAUAUUCUAGCCAGACACAAGGAAGCCGACUUUGAAGAAGUUGAAGAAGAUGAUGACGAGUACAGCCUCAUGGACGAGAAGCCCCAGCCGAGAAGGUCCGGACGUCCUCCCAAGCCCAGGCGAAACAAGGACGACGGAGACGAGGACUGGAUCCCGAAGAAAAGGGUCAAAAAGAACGUGCAUAGCUCUGCCGGUCCAGCUACUAGGGCCUCUGCAGGUGCGGCUGCCACUUUCAAUAACCAGACCAACACCUCCGCCACUGGCCGACGUCGCGGCAGACCUCCCAAGAAGAACUUGACGGCGUCCCUGACCGGUCUCAGCUUAGCUUCCGCACCUCCACCUAGCACUGCCCAAGCUAAACAGUCCGGCGACGCUUCUAUCCAGAAAAACCCUCGCAAGCGUGUUGCUCCCGCUGACGAAGAAGAUGACGAUGACGCUGAUUUUGAUAGAACGAAGUCUCGUCGCAAGUACACUCAAAGGCCCCAGGUUGAUGAAAACCGAAAUCCCAUCGCGUACCCACGCAAGCCUUAUAUGUCGGACCCGAACCAGCUGAUGCAGUCGUCUGAAGGGGAGUUCAUUACCCGUGGCGACUUCGAGAAGCGCUUCAGGCCGUCGGAGCGGAAGUAUCGUCCAGGUGGUGCCAAGGGUGGUGGCGCAUAUGUGAUCCUCAAAACCGGCGUCGUAUGGGAGUUCGUCAAGGGCAAUCAGGACCAUUCUAGAAGGGUUGAGCGUAUGCGCCAGAAGACAGUCGAGGCCCAGAAUCAGACGCAACAACAGAACAACAACUUCUUUCGUUCAUAUGGCACUCCUGCCCCUGGUGACCGGGCGCAGAGUAUCGCAGCUUCUUCGACGAAUACCCCAAUUGCUCCUCAGCGUGCAAGCAUCCUCGUAGCUCCGACUGUCGGUGGCUUGAACAAUAUGACCCGCUUGCAAGGCAGUGUACCUGCUCUCGGUGAGAGUGCUCCCAUCAUCAGCUCGAUCCAGCCUAUCAUGGGCAACAACUGUGCCAAAAUUGAUGACCGCGAUAUCACCCCUUAUCCGCGCACUUUGGCCACUCCAGCGACCACUCCUGGUACCUCCAGCCAGAAUAGCCAGUCCACUGAUGCUAACGAGCUCCAUGACCGAGCAGACAUGGAUCUGGACCGUGACAUGAUUGACAACUGA